AUGGCUGAAAACAUUGGUUCCUUCGCCCCACCAGAACUGAAGGCUUUUCAUCCAUACACUUGGAUGAGGCACUUCAUAUUCAUGAAUGAUGUACAAAUUGGGGGUCUUCUUGGACCCACAACUCCUGUUCAAAUAGGUGCUUGCAAGGCUCAACCAAUGACAUGCAGAAUCCGACACCCUAUCCCAAUUGUUCACAAAUAUGUCCAAGCAGGUGACCUCAUUAUUGGAUGUGUUACUUCAUUCGUCUUCAUAAGUAGAGAUGUAGAAAGUUUUGAGGAAGUUCCCAAGAAUUCUGUUGUUGGUGAACCACUAAUUCUGAUCAAGUAUUAUCAGCAUAUUUUGACCAUGAUAUUUGCUGUGAAUAAGAUCAAUGAAGACCUUCAGCUCUUACCUAACAUCACCUUAGGCUUCAUAAUCUAUGAUAGUUAUGGUGGAAAGUACACAUAUCAUGCUACAAUGGAACUUUUUUCUAGUCAGAGCCGAUUCAUUCCCAACUACAAGUGUGGCAUCUUGAGCAAACUUGUAUCUGUCAUUGGGACUCUUGAUCCUUCAAUUUCUUUUGAUAUGGAAGAUAUUUUGGGCAUUUUCAAAGUUCCACAGUUCCUAUAUGGACCUCCCCCAAGUACGGAAUGUAAAACUGAAAUCCCCUUCUACUAUCACAUGGUUCCAGAUGAAGAAUUCCAUUUCAGGGGAAUUCUUCAGCUACUUUUGCACUUCAGGUGGACCUGGGUUGGGAUACUUGUGAAAGGAUAUGGUGGAGCAAAAUUUGAACAACUGAUUUUUUCAUGGUUUACUCUCCAUGGUAUCUGUAUUGCCUUCUUAGAGCAACUCAGGACAAUUCAUAUGAACAGUGUGGAUGAUGGCCUGAAACUGCUUGUGAAUACAUUUCAUCUUUAUAGUAACAGCAAAGCUAACAUUGUGAUAAUCAAAGAUAAAUAUGUUUUAGAAUUAAGAUGGUUGUUAUAUCUACCUGAAAUGGAAAUAGUUUCUAUAAAGUCAAAAGGUAAGGUGUGGAUUAUUGCUUCACAAAUGGGUCUUGCAUCAUUCUUUUAUCAGAAAAGCUGGGAUAUCCAAGUCCUACAUGGUGCACUGUCCUUUGCAGCUUCUUCAAAUGAAGUUGAAGGAUUCCAGCAUUUUCUUCAGACAAGAAUGCAUUUUUCAUUCUUUCCCCAAGAUGGUUUCAUAAAAGAUGUGUGGGAGCAUGCAUUUGGCUGUGUAUUUCCAGACCAAUCUGUAAAUGAGGAUCCUGAGGGUGUCUGUACUGGGAAAGAGAAAUUGGACAGCCUUCCUGGGACAUUUUUUGAAAUGAAGAUGACCACUCACAGUUACAGUAUAUACAAUGCAGUGUACACUGUGGUACAUGCAUUACAUGCCAUACAGGUGGAUCAACAACCAUAUACAAGAAGGUUGAGUGGCAGGAAUCCUAAUCUUCAGGAUCUACAGCCAUGGCAGCUUCACUUCUUUUUGAAAAGAAUUGCAUUUAACAAUAGUGUUGGGGAUGAAAUUUAUUUUGAUGAGAAAGGAGAACUGGUUACAGGACUGGAUAUUGAGAACUGGGUCACAUUCCCCAACCAGUCUUUCCAUCGAGUGAAAGUUGGGAAGCUGGAUCCCUGGGCUGUUGAAGAUCAAAUGUUCACCAUUUAUGAAGAAGCCAUCACUUGGCCAAGCACUUUCAAUCAAAUGCUACCUAUUUCGGUAUGUACUGAAAGCUGCCUCCCUGGUUAUUUCAAAAGAAAGCAGGAGGGAAAGCCAUUUUGCUGUUAUGAUUGUCAUCCAUGUCCCAAUGAGAAAAUGUCAAGCCAGAAAGACAUGGAUGACUGUUCCAAAUGCCCAGAAGAUCAAUAUCCAAACCAGGAUCAGGAUUCAUGUCUUCCCAAAAGAAUAUCAUUCUUAUCCUAUGAGGAACCAAUGGGAAUAAGUCUAAUUAUUCUUGCAAUUUUCCUUUUUCUCUGCACAAAUGUGGUGCAGGUAACAUUUCUGAAGUAUCACCAUACUCCCAUCGUCAAAGCCAAUAACCGAAAUCUCACCUAUGUUCUACUCAUCUCCCUCCUCCUCUGCUUCCUUUGCUCACUGCAGUUCCUUGUUGAGCCAGGCGAUAUAAUAUGUCUCCUGCGACAAAUUAGCUUUGGCAUCAUCUUCUCAGUGGCUGUGUCUUCAGUACUGGCAAAAACCAUCACUGUGGUCGUGGCUUUCAUGGCCACCAAGCCAGGAUCCAGAAUGAGGAACUGGGUGGGAAGAGGAUUGGCCAUCUCCAUUGUUCUUUCUGGUUCCUUGAUUCAAGCAGGCAUCUGUAUAGUGUGGUUAUUCACAUUCCCCCCUUUCCCUGACAUUGACAUGCAUUCAGAAAUUGAAGAAAUCAUACUACAAUGCAAUGAAGGCUCAUCUAUCAUGUUCUAUUGUGUCUUGGGCUACAUGGGCUUUCUGGCAUCUGCCAGUUUUAUAGUUGCCUUUUUCUCUAGGAAACUCCCCAGUAGUUUCAACGAAGCUAAAUGCCUCACAUUCAGCAUGCUGAUCUUCUGCAGUGUGUGGUUCUCCUUCAUUCCAUCCUACCUGAGCACCAAAGGCAAAUACAUGGUGGCUGUGGAGGUCUACUCCAUUUUGGCCUCCAGUGCUGGAUUGUUGGUGUGCAUAUAUUUCCCCAAAUGUUACAUAAUUAUUUUUAGACCAGAGCUAAACAAAAGAGAGCAACUCAUUAAGAGAAAAGAUUUCAAUAACCUGCAAGUACAAAGAAAGGGUACUGUGGCAAGACACACAUGGGCAGAGAUGUACCACAGAAUCCUAUAUGGACCUCCUCAAAAUAUGAAUGGUAAAAUUGAUAUCCCUUUCUAUUACCGCAUGGUUCCAGGUAGAGACUUAUAUUUUAGGGGGAUUCUUCAGCUACUUGUCCACUUCAGGGUUGGGAUUCUUGUGAAAGGAGAUGGUGGAGCAAAAUUUGAAAAACUGAUAUUUUCAUGGUUUUCUCUCCAUGGUAUCUGCAUUGCUUUCUUAGAGCAGCUCAGGACAAUUUAUAUCAGCAGUGUGGAUGAUGGCCUGAAAUGGUUUGUGAAGACAUUUCAUAUUUUUACUAGCAGCAAAGCUAAUGUUAUGAUAAUCAAAGAGAAAUACCAUUUCUCAUUUUUUCCCAAAGAUGGUUUCAUUAAAGAUGUAUGGGAACAUGCAUUUGGCUGUAUAUUUCCAGAUCCAUCUGUGAAUGAUGAUCCUGAGAGUGUCUGCACUGAGAAAGAAAAUCUGGGGCCUUUUUUGAAAUGA
Molecule: messenger RNA, 3249 nt
Organism: Protobothrops mucrosquamatus (brown spotted pit viper)
Lineage: Eukaryota; Metazoa; Chordata; Lepidosauria; Squamata; Viperidae
Product: vomeronasal type-2 receptor 26-like
Exons: 9
Coding region: 1-3249 (1082 amino acids)
Biological process (GO): G protein-coupled receptor signaling pathway
Cellular component (GO): membrane
Molecular function (GO): G protein-coupled receptor activity
Source: RefSeq, a predicted model, not a curated record